Molecule: messenger RNA, 236 nt
Organism: Anopheles coustani
Lineage: Eukaryota; Metazoa; Arthropoda; Insecta; Diptera; Culicidae
Product: dolichyl-diphosphooligosaccharide--protein glycosyltransferase subunit 4
Exons: 2
Coding region: 132-236 (34 amino acids)
Source: RefSeq, a predicted model, not a curated record
GGAUGACGUUUGUGAACUUCGCCGAAAGUCGUCGAACCCCAUUUGUGUUGUUUACAGAUUCCUCGGGGUGUUUGCUAAGUAUUUGGUAUUUAAUACAGUUCCUGGAUAUUUCCAAUCCAAAUAGAUAAACCAUGAUUUCCGACGUACAGCUAGCGGUGUUCUGCAACGUGCUGGGAGUGUUCCUCUUCCUACUGGUGGUUGCAUUCCAUUACAUCAACGCGAACAUGGGAAGGUAA